Molecule: messenger RNA, 2826 nt
Organism: Pelodiscus sinensis (Chinese soft-shelled turtle)
Lineage: Eukaryota; Metazoa; Chordata; Testudines; Trionychidae
Gene: CHRNA2
Product: cholinergic receptor nicotinic alpha 2 subunit
Biological process (GO): monoatomic ion transmembrane transport
Cellular component (GO): postsynaptic membrane
Molecular function (GO): acetylcholine-gated monoatomic cation-selective channel activity; transmembrane signaling receptor activity
Source: RefSeq, a predicted model, not a curated record
GCCGCAGCCCUCUGAUUAGCACCCACACUUUCAGCCCUCCAGACCGCCCGCCGGCACUCCCCACCUCCUUACUCGAGGACACCGGCGUGUCACUUGUUCCCACGCAGGGGAUACCACCGCUGGCUUCUCUGCCGAUUCGCAUCCGCUGCCGCCGUCCCCCCGGAUUCACUCCCCGCUCGAUUUUGCCUCCGGCCAAGGCUUUGCAAAUGAAAGCAGCUGCCUUCCGGAGGGUCAGCGUAAGAGGAGGGGGUGGGAAGCAGUGGUGCUGGCCGCCCCGAAGAUGGAGCCGUUCGCCAGCGGAUUCCCACCUCUUAGGAUCGUGGUCGCAUGGUGCUUCAUCCUGCUACCCUCAGUGUCCAUCCAGGACCGGACUCACACCCAUGCCGAGGAGCGCCUCUUCAAGUACCUGUUCACCAGCUACAACAGGUGGUCCCGGCCAGUCUCCAACAUCUCUGAUGUCGUCAUCAUCAGAUUUGGGCUGUCCAUCGCACAGCUGAUCGACGUGGAUGAGAAGAACCAAAUGAUGACCACAAACGUCUGGCUGAAACAGGAAUGGAGUGACUACAAGCUGCGCUGGAACCCGGCGGACUUUGAUAACGUCACCUCCAUCCGGGUGCCCUCCGAGAUGAUCUGGAUCCCUGACAUUGUGCUGUACAACAACGCCGACGGGGAGUUCGCAGUGACUCACAUGACCAAAGCCCACCUCUUCUCCAACGGCAAGGUGAAGUGGAUGCCGCCGGCCAUCUACAAGAGCUCAUGCAGCAUCGACGUGACCUUCUUCCCCUUCGACCAGCAGAACUGUAAGAUGAAGUUUGGCUCGUGGACGUACGACAAGGCCAAGAUCGACCUGGAGAGCAUGGAGCGCGACGUGGACCUGAAGGACUACUGGGAGAGCGGGGAGUGGGCCAUUAUCACCGCCGUGGGCACCUACAACACCAAGAAGUACGACUGCUGCACGGAGAUCUACCCUGACAUCACCUACUACUUCGUCAUCCGGCGCCUGCCCCUCUUCUACACCAUCAACCUCAUCAUCCCCUGCCUGCUCAUCUCCUGCCUGACCGUGCUGGUCUUCUACCUGCCCUCCGACUGCGGGGAGAAGAUCACCCUCUGCAUCUCCGUGCUGCUCUCCCUCACCGUCUUCCUGCUGCUCAUCACCGAGAUCAUCCCGUCCACCUCGCUGGUCAUCCCCCUGAUCGGUGAGUACCUGCUCUUCACCAUGAUCUUCGUCACCCUCUCCAUCGUCAUCACCGUCUUCGUCCUCAACGUCCACCACCGCUCGCCCAGCACCCACAAGAUGCCCCGCUGGGUGCGCUCCGUCUUCCUGCACGUCAUCCCCCGCUGGCUCUUCAUGAGGAGGCCUCCGGGGCUAGCCCCCGGGGAGGAGCCCACGGGGCAGUACGACCCGCCGGGUAUCAGACUCAGCGCCUCCUGGGGCUGGCCGAGCACAGACAUCGAUGACACGUGGGAGGAGGAGGAGGAGGAGGAAGAGGAAAGGAGACACCCUGGACACGUGACCCUCCAGACAGGCACCCACAAACACAGUGUUCAGUGCCGCUCCAGCUGUAGCCACCACCUGGGCAGGGGGCUGGGGGCCCGGGCGCGUCGGCCGCCGGCCAACGAGGACAGCUUGGUGUUGGAGCCUGGCCUGCUACUGUGCCCCAGGAUCCUGAAGGCCUUGGAGGGGGUGCAGUACAUCGCUGACCACCUGCGAGCCGAGGACGCUGAUUUCUCGGUGAAGGAGGACUGGAAGUACGUUGCUAUGGUGAUAGACCGGAUAUUCCUCUGGAUGUUUAUCAUCGUCUGUUUGCUGGGGACCAUCGGCCUCUUCCUCCCUCCCUUCUUGGCUGGGAUGAUAUAGGGUCUGUGCCCUGCGCUGCUCCCAGAUCUGCACCCAGGUCUGGGGAGGGGCAAACUAGCCGACCUUGACUGCUGGCUCUGUGGACCCCCUUGGACUUGUCCACAUUGGAGGAACGUUGUCAAUCCACGGCCCCAUUUGGACUCCAGCUUCUCUCGGUGAACCCCAGCACCGCGCCAGUUCUGAUGCCGCACGUCAGCGCCAACCAUGUAGAUGCGCACCCGCAUCCGGUUUGUGCCAAUAAGUGACCAGUGCAAGAAGGGGGGAACCAGGGGAACCCUGCAGUGAAAUCCCAUCAUGAUUUCUACUUGAAGAGCGGAAACUGCUUAACACUAAGCAGAUCCGACUGGAAACACUCUGGGAGCUCUCUGUUUGAAAUUAACGUGCCCGUAGCUACCCUGCCAGAGGGCAGAUGUGUCCCCUAAGAUGGCCCUGCUGUUGGAACUUUGCUCACACUGAUUUGGCGACAAGGGUCCAUCUCAUACUAUUUCUCGUAGCCAUAGUCACUGAGUAGAAUUUAUCCCCAGGUCCAAAUAUAAUCCAAUGGGUAAGGGGUGUUAGUGGCCCGUCUGUACCCUGCAGCUGGGAAACCAUAGAUAUCACAGCUCAUGCUUUUCAUUAGGGAGCUCCCCAGACCAAUCCCUGGGCAGCCAUGGCAUAAGCAUCCAGGAGUUAAUGGGGUGAUUGGCACCUGGGUCACUCUAGCUAGUCACCAUUUUCAGCUGCCUUCUGCCCAGAGCACCCUUGGCAAAGAAGAGCUGGUUGAAAGCUUUCCCGCCCCCUCCCCCCCACUUCCCCGCCAAGCAAGCAAACUUUUUCCUUCAAGAUUCAAAAUUUGUUGCCGAAACUAAUCACAGACGUUUUUUUGUUCUCACCUCAAAAACGUGUUUAUUUCAGGUCCCCGCCAUCUUUCCCACAUCCAUUUUCUCAGGAGAAGGGAAAAAAUAAAAACGUAAAGUUUUCCAUUAAAA